Cynocephalus volans (Philippine flying lemur) is the source of this 1782-nucleotide messenger RNA. RefSeq names its product tetratricopeptide repeat domain 8 (gene TTC8). Gene Ontology annotation, molecular function: protein binding. Lineage: Eukaryota; Metazoa; Chordata; Mammalia; Dermoptera; Cynocephalidae. Gene Ontology annotation, cellular component: non-motile cilium; BBSome; ciliary basal body. The transcript has 15 exons. Bases 1 to 1548 code for a protein of 515 amino acids. Gene Ontology annotation, biological process: non-motile cilium assembly. The record is from RefSeq and is a predicted model, not a curated record.
AUGGGCUCGGAGUUGGAUCCGCUGUUCCUGGCCUGGAGCUAUUUUAGGCGCAGGAAGUUCCAGCUCUGCGCCGAUCUCUGCACGCAGAUGCUGGAGAAGUCUCCUUAUGACCAGGAACCAGAUCCUGAAUUGCCAGUGUCUCAGGCAGCUUGGAUUUUAAAAGCACGAGCACUAACUGAAAUGGUAUAUGUAGAUGAAACUGAUGUAGAUCAAGAAGGAAUUGCAGAAAUGAUUCUGGAUGAAAAUGCUAUUGCUCAAGUUCCACGCCCUGGAACAUCUUUGAAACUCCCUGGAACUAAUCAGAUAGGAGGGCCGAGUCAAGCUGUCAGGCCAAUUACUCAAGCUGGAAGACCCAUUACAGGUUUCCUUAGGCCCAGCACACAGAGCGGGAGGCCAGGCACUAUGGAACAUGCCAUCAAAUCACCAAGAACUGCCUACACAGCCCGCCCUGUCACCAGCUCAUCUGGACGAUUUGUCAGGCUGGGAACGGCUUCCAUGCUUACUAGUUCUGAUGGACCAUUUAUAAAUUUAUCUAAGCUGAAUUUAACAAAAUAUUCCCAGAAACCUAAAUUGGCAAAGGCUUUGUUUGAAUAUAUUUUUCAUCAUGAAAAUGAUGUUAAGACUGCUUUGGAUCUGGCUGCCCUUUCCACAGAGCAUUCUCAGUACAAGGACUGGUGGUGGAAAGUGCAGAUUGGAAAAUGUUACUACAGGUUAGGAAUGUAUCGUGAAGCAGAAAAACAGUUUAAAUCAGCUCUGAAGCAGCAGGAAAUGGUAGAUACAUUUCUCUACUUGGCAAAAGUUUACAUCUCAUUGGAUCAACCUGUGACCACUUUAAAUCUUUUUAAACAAGGCUUAGAUAAGUUUCCAGGAGAAGUAACCCUGCUUUGUGGAAUUGCCAGGAUUUAUGAGGAUAUGAACAAUAUGUCAUCAGCAGCUGAAUACUACAAAGAAGUUUUAAAACAAGACAAUACUCAUGUGGAAGCCAUUGCAUGCAUUGGAAGCAACCACUUUUAUUCUGAUCAACCAGAAGUAGCUCUCCGGUUUUACAGGCGACUCCUGCAGAUGGGUGUUUAUAACUGCCAGCUUUUUAACAAUCUGGGGCUGUGUUGCUUCUAUGCCCAGCAGUAUGAUAUGACUCUGACCUCAUUUGAACGUGCCCUUUCUCUGGCCGAAAACGAAGAAGAGACAGCUGAUGUCUGGUACAACUUGGGACAUAUAGCUCUGGGAAUAGGAGAUAUGAAUUUGGCCCAUCAGUGCUUCAGGCUGGCUCUGGUCAACAACAACAACCACGCCGAGGCCUACAACAACCUGGCCGUGCUGGAGAUGCGGAAGGGCCACGUGGAGCAGGCAAGGGCACUGUUACAAACUGCAUCGUCAUUAGCACCCCAUAUGUAUGAACCACAUUUUAAUUUUGCAACAGUCUCUGAUAAGAUUGGAGAUCUACAGAGAAGUUACGUUGCUGCACAGAAGUCUGAAGCAGCAUUUCCAGAUCAUGUGGAUACACAACAUUUAAUGAAGCAAUUAAAGCAGCAUUUUGCCAUGCUUUGAUCGUUCCUUAGACCAAAUAUGUUCCUAUGAAAAGGCAUUAUACUGGGGGAAAAAAGUAGUGUGUGUGUGUAUGUAUAUACAUAGGAUAUAUAUAUAUAUAUAUGUUAUACAAACCUAUGCUCAAUAUUAGUGAAAGUGAUACAUAAGGGAGUUUAACCAGAAUGUAUAAUGAAAAUUUCAUAAUAAUAGUAACUUUGUAAGAUAAUAGUAUAAAAUAAAGGAUUUAAGCAUUUC